Annulohypoxylon truncatum is the source of this 1500-nucleotide messenger RNA. Its product is annotated as dihydrodipicolinate synthetase. Gene Ontology annotation, molecular function: 4-hydroxy-tetrahydrodipicolinate synthase activity. NCBI's taxonomy places the organism in Eukaryota, Fungi, Ascomycota, Sordariomycetes, Xylariales, Hypoxylaceae. The record is from RefSeq and is a predicted model, not a curated record. The coding region runs from base 344 to 1297 and encodes 317 amino acids. The transcript is spliced from 4 exons.
CAGUGUGUCGGUAACGCUAACGGGGGUGCCACUCGCCAAGGUCGUCGCCUUCACCCUCAAACCCCCACAAAACCGAUAGAUCUCGUAGAAAACACGCCACGAUGUGCAUUAAAACACGAUUCCGGGUCAUAGAUUAACGAGAUGAGGCUUGUGUGAUGUCGCCUCCCCGCAGAUACGGUGGAUCUGGCGUCCCAGCCGUCGCGAAGCGGCUGGGUACAAAAUACCUUUGUUCCUAGCUUUCUCGUGACUCGAAAAAACAGUAGACUCUGCACUUUCCCGCAAUUAUCGCGUGUAUUUUCUCUUUCUUUGCAAUAUCGAACAAAAGUUGUGGAAUCGUAAGAUCAUGCCGGCGUCACGCCCAUUUCCUCCGGGUAUUCAUCCGCCCAGCCUGACGUGGUUUAAAAACGAUGCGCGUCAAGAAAUCGAUUGGGAUUUGCAGAGGAAACAUGUUUCUUUUCUCGUCAAAUCCGGGGUCCAUGGAAUCGUCCUAGCAGGUACUAAUGGCGAGGCCGUCACCAUGACGAGAGACGAGAAGAUCCAACUCAUAAGUUUGGCGAAAGAGGUAGCAGCAGAGGCCGGCCGGCCAGACCUACCGAUUACGGUCGGAAGUACCGGGCAGAGCACGAAAGACGUUAUAGCCGACGUAGAAGCAGCCCAUAAAGUCGGAGCCGAUUUCACAUUGGUGCUAUGCCCGAGUUACUUUCACUUCGCGAUGAACGAAGACGCAAUCACCGGCUUCUUUACAGAGCUUGCCGAUGCGAGUCCAAUACCGAUCCUCAUUUACAACUUUCCCGGGGUUGCCGCCGGUAUAGACGUAAAUUCGGAGAUGCUGGCCAAACUCGGGGCUCACCCCAACAUCGUAGGGGUCAAGCUGACUUGUGGAGGUAUCGCAAAGGUAGCCAGGAUCAAGGCCCAAUACGAACCUAGCGAGUUUGCCGCCAUAGCGGGUCAGAGCGAUUGGCUCAUCCCCGCAAUGACGGUGGGUUCAAUUGGCUCCGUGACUGGAGUUGCCAAUCUAUACCCUAAAGCUUGCGUGCAACUAUUCGAUCUAUACAACCAAGGAAAACUCGGUGAAGCUGCUGAAGCUCAGAUCAAGCUGGCUGGGGUUGAAUGGGGUUUCGGAAAGGGCGGGAUCAACGGGACUAAAUGGGUCGUCGCUAAAUAUCUGGGAUAUCCGGAAGCUAGUUGCCACUGCCGGCGGCCUUACCCCGAAUUUGACGACCCCAAAAAACAAAGCUGGAUCACUGAGAUAGUAAGGCCUUUGGAAAGCGUCGAGGCGAGUUUGGUGAAUCCAUAGGUAGGUAUAUAUAUAGUGGUCUGUAAAUAAAGUCAACCGUCGAACACUUCUGAACGUAGAUUAUAACUUUCUGUAGCGCCACCGCUCGUUUAAUGAAUGCUAGGUUGUCUGGCGCUGCAAGUAUUCUGUAUGUUAGGCUAGAUUAGGUAUGUAUCAUGUAAAGCCAGCCAAGAACCUCGCUACGGCUGGCCAGGGGGUAUCGA